This is a messenger RNA of Salvelinus fontinalis (brook trout), 1549 nucleotides long. Its product is annotated as protein kinase C alpha type-like. Lineage: Eukaryota; Metazoa; Chordata; Actinopteri; Salmoniformes; Salmonidae. Bases 344 to 1534 code for a protein of 396 amino acids. The record is from RefSeq and is a predicted model, not a curated record. The transcript is spliced from 9 exons.
AAAUUCAUCUCUCCAUCUCUUCCCCCUCUUCACCCUGUGUGGGUUAACUUAACAGAUACAUAGCAGUCCACUCCUCCUCUGUCUUCUCUCGUUCUUGGAAAGCUUCAAUCUCAUCCCUUGUUACUUGCUCUUUACUUGCUCUUUUUCCCAGCUCUUCCUCCCUGAAACCACUAGCCUUUCUCUCUUUCCUUCACUUUUUCUUUUUUGACGUGACCAGCGACAGGUUCAGAGCGAUAGCAGGCUGCCUAUCAAAGGAGGAGAGAUAAAGAGAGGGGGAGAGGAAGAGGAGAAGCCUGCUCUUUGAUCAAGUCUGUCAGCCCAAACAACCACAAAUACAGGAAGCAUGUCUACUCCCGUGUCCCCAUCCCCCUCCCUCUCCCCCCUGACCCUGGCCUCCCCCGUGGCCACCCCUGGGGCCUCUCCCCUGCCCUCCCCCCUUUCCCCCCCUCCCAGGGUGCCAGUGUUCCAGAGGAAGGGGGCGCUGAAACACAAGAGGAUCAUCGAGGUCAAGGACCACCAGUUCACCGCUCGCUUCUUCAAACAGCCCACCUUCUGCAGCCACUGCACUGACUUCAUCUGGGGAAUUGGAAAGCAGGGAUUUCAAUGUCAAGUGUGCAGUUUCUCUGUCCACAAGCGAUGUCACGAGUAUGUAACGUUCACCUGUCCUGGAGCCCCCACUGCUCCUUCAGAAGACUUGAAGAGUAAACACAGAUUUCGACCUCAGACCUACACUUCUCCAACGUUCUGUGAUCACUGUGGUUCUCUGCUCUAUGGCCUUAUCCAACAGGGCAUGAAAUGCUCCUGUUGUGAGAUGAAUGUCCACAAGCGUUGUGAGAGCCUGGUGCCCAGCCUGUGUGGUCAAGAUCAUACAGAGAAGAGAGGCAGGAUCCACCUGACCGUCCGGGGAGAGAACGAGGACAUCUUCAUCACAGUGCGGGAGGCUCGUAACCUGAUCCCCAUGGACCCCAACGGCCUGUCUGACCCCUACGUGAAGCUCAAGCUAAUCCCUGACCCCAAGAGCCAGAGCAAACAGAAGACCAAGACUAUCCGCUCCACACUCAACCCCGUCUGGAACGAGAGCUUCACCUUCUCAGUGCGCGGGCGGCAGUGGGACCGUCGUCUGUCGGUGGAGGUGUGGGAUUGGGAUCGUACGUCUCGGAAUGACUUCAUGGGAUCGCUGUCGUUCGGAGUGAGCGAGAUAUUCCGUCACUCAGUUAGCGGCUGGUUCAAACUGCUGGAUCAGGAUGAGGGAGAGUACUACAACAUGCCUGUCCCUGACGAAAAUGAGCCUAGUGGUCUAGAUGCUAUUCCCCCCUCCCUUCUCCCCCCCUCCCUGAGGCCUUCCCCUGUGUCUGUGUCUGUCCCUGUCCCCGUGUCUGUCCUGUCCCCCUCAGCCCCGUCAGUCCCCUGUCUGGCCACCCUACCUGCAGGACCGGUCAAGCCCAGGGUUUGCCUCCAGGACUUCAACUUCCUCAUGGUGCUGGGAAAAGGCAGCUUCGGAAAGGUACUGAAACACACCUACACCUGUCUGUAGACACACUGUAAUAAA